Messenger RNA from Cynoglossus semilaevis (tongue sole), 518 nucleotides. Its product is annotated as 60S ribosomal protein L10. NCBI's taxonomy places the organism in Eukaryota, Metazoa, Chordata, Actinopteri, Pleuronectiformes, Cynoglossidae. Gene Ontology annotation, molecular function: structural constituent of ribosome. The transcript has 3 exons. Gene Ontology annotation, cellular component: ribosome. The record is from RefSeq and is a predicted model, not a curated record. Gene Ontology annotation, biological process: translation. The coding region runs from base 123 to 503 and encodes 126 amino acids.
CUGAAUCUUGUACAGUUUGAUUUAAUUUGCUUUCUAUUUUUUACCUUCUAGAUCCUAAGAUCAGGAUCUUUGACUUGGGUAGGAAGAAGGCCAAGGUAGAUGAGUUCCCCCUUUGCGGCCACAUGGUCUCUGAUGAGUACGAGCAGCUGUCUUCAGAAGCUCUGGAGGCUGCCCGUAUCUGUGCUAACAAGUACAUGGUCAAGACCUGCGGUAAGGACGGUUUCCACAUCCGUAUGCGCCUGCAUCCCUUCCACGUGAUCCGCAUCAACAAAAUGUUAUCAUGCGCUGGAGCUGAUAGGCUCCAGACUGGAAUGCGUGGUGCUUUUGGCAAACCCCAGGGUACCGUGGCCCGUGUGCACAUUGGUCAGGUGAUCAUGUCUGUGCGCACCAAGACCCAGAACAAGGAGCAUGUGAUCGAGGCUCUGCGUAGAGCCAAGUUCAAGUUCCCUGGACGCCAGAAGGUAAAGAGCACACUGUCGUUUAAAUGGUUAAUUAAGCUGUAGUAAGGAGUGGGAGUA